AUGCUGUCCCUGUCGCGAGCAGUGGCAUGUGGGGUGGCCCGUGCUCCAGCUGCUGUAAGCCAAGGUGGAAUUACAGCCAUCACCAGAUACAACAGCACAGCACAGGUACAUCACCUUUCAUAAGUUACAAUGUAAAUGUCAAUAAUAGGCUGAGCAUUAAAUAAUGUGUUUGACAUCAUUUUCAGGGUCCUCCUAAGAAAACCACAUAUGGACCUCUUGCAGAUGAGGACAGAAUUUUCACAAAUCUUUAUGGCCGCCAUGACUGGAAGUAAAUAUGCUCAUAUGACAUUAAAGAACAGUGUCCUGGGAUGUGAGAUUAAAAAAGAAGGCAUUCAGUUUGACCCAUUCAUGUUUGUUUUGAAGGCUGAAGGGGGCGUUGAAGCGCGGGGACUGGUACAAAACCAAGGAGAUACUUUUAAAGGGGGUCGACUGGAUCCUCAAUGAGAUCAAGGUCUCUGGACUGCGUGGGAGAGGUGGAGCUGGUUUCCCCACAGGCAUGAAAUGGAGCUUCAUGAACAAGCCCAGUGAUGGCAGGUCAGUGAUGAGACAAACAGAAAUCUACAAAUUAAAUUUUUUGUUCCCAAGUGAUUUUCCAAAACAUUUGUAAAGACAUAAUUCCUAUUUGAAGGUCCAAUCAAAAUGUGGCUUUAAUCAAUGAUUGAACUGCAGCUACCAUGGAGGCAAUAUUUACCCAAUUUAUUCUUCUUCAGACCAAAGUACCUGGUGGUGAAUGCAGAUGAAGGAGAGCCUGGCACCUGCAAGGACAGGGAGAUCAUGAGGAAUGACCCACACAAGCUGGUGGAGGGCUGCCUGGUUGCUGGAAGGGCCAUGGGGGCGCGUGCUGCUUACAUUUACAUCAGGGGAGAGUUUUACAACGAGUCAUCCAACCUGCAGGUGAACAUGGACAGAAAAAAACUUAACAGGCAAAAACAUUUAUCAAUAAAAUAUGAAUGAUUUUUAAAAAAAACCCCACAAUCAGUUAAUGAAAAUAAUUUUCAAUUGGUUUAAAAUUAUUUUUCCUUCUGUAUGUAUCAUAAUAUACAACAAAAUCUUAUAUGUUUAUGGCCUUCAACAUAUAAUCUGAAAAAUUGUGUUACAAAAUCUGCUUUCUGUUGAAGUGCUUUGUGUUAUUUUGUGUUUUCACUCUCUGCUUGCAGAACAGUGACACUUAAAUCUGUCUAGAGUCCAAGUAUGUAACAAGCCUAAACAUUUUUAAUGUGUCUUCACAGGUGGCUAUUAAUGAGGCCUAUGCAGCUGGGCUGAUUGGAAGAAACGCCUGUGGCUCUGGUUAUGACUUUGAUGUGUUUGUGAUGCGCGGCGCUGGAGCGUACAUCUGUGGGGAAGAGACGGCUCUUAUUGAGUCCCUAGAGGGAAAACAGGGGAAGCCCCGCCUGAAGCCCCCAUUUCCUGCUGAUGUUGGUGAGUUCCAGUGGGAUGAAGUAUUGAAGAACAUAGAAAAGACAUGAAGAAUCCAUUAUUCUUGACAUUACUGAAAUAUGUACCUUACCUCUGUUCAAUCCUAAAGGUGUUUUUGGAUGCCCAACAACCGUUGCCAAUGUUGAGACAGUGUCUGUGGCGCCCACUAUCUGCCGCCGUGGAGGCACAUGGUUUUUGGGCUUUGGCAGAGAGAGAAACUCAGGCACAAAACUCUUCAACAUCUCCGGCCAUGUGAACCAUCCUUGCACUGUGGAAGAAGAAAUGUCUGUUCCUCUGAAAGACCUUAUUGAGAGGCAUGCAGGUCAGAAGACAUUAAAAAAGGAUCACAUGAUUGGUUUCAUUUUUACUGAAUAGGAAUAUUUAAGUGAGCAGCACCUUUGGUCUAAAACCUGGGGGCUAAGUGAAAUGUUUUUGAAAUCAGUUUUUUUGUUUUUCACCUAAAAAAAAAAACUUGUGGUUGAAAGAAAAGUGCUUUUGAUAAAAUCUUAACUGAUGGAAAAGAAAAACCCGAAUGCAUUGCUUGUUUGUCAGUAGCAUUUACUGCCAUCAGGGUCAGGCAGUUCAUAGAUUAAGUAAGCUUAACAUGAGCACAGCCUAAUUCAAUGCAGUUUCUUCUCCAGUUUACUUAAUUGAGUUGAACAUCUGUUUGGUAGGUGGAGUGCGUGGUGGGUGGGAUAACCUGCUAGCCGUAAUCCCCGGUGGCUCCUCAACGCCCCUCAUUCCCAAAAGUGUGUGUGAAGAAGUGCUUAUGGACUUUGAUGGCCUCAUCCAGGCUCAGACUGGUUUGGGCACAGCUGCUCUUAUCGUCAUGGACAAAUCUGUAAGUUUUUCUGCCCUUCAGUCAUUCCUCACAGAUAAAUCAUAAAACAUCUUUUAUAUUAAUUAAUGCAUUGUUUCUUUAGACUGACAUUAUCAGAGCCAUUGCGCGCCUGAUCGAGUUCUACAAACACGAGAGUUGUGGUCAGUGCACACCCUGCAGAGAGGGUAAGUGUUACUUCACUCUGAACUACACACAUCUAUUCUCUACCUCCUAAAAGCCCACAAACACCACAUUUUCCUUUUUUUUAUUUAUAGGAGUGGACUGGAUGAAUAAUAUGAUGUGGCGUUUCGUGCGCGGUGAUGCUCGGCCAGCUGAGAUAGACAUGAUUUGGGAGCUCAGUAAGCAGAUUGAGGGACACACUAUUUGUGCUCUGGGAGAUGGUGCUGCGUGGCCUGUCCAGGUAAGCAUAUGCUCUGUAACCAUUUGCAUAAAACUGACUCCCACAGCAGGGUGAAAAAAAAUAGAUAUGAUGGAAGGAAGUUUUGUUUCUGGGUGGUUGUAUCAGAUUUUUUACAUAGAAAUUAAAACCUCUUUGAGUCCUCCAGGUAUUAUUUAAAACUGAAAGAGUCUUUGUUGUACAGAUUUUGCUUUUUAUCUGAUGCAAUUCAAGCAAAACUAAUGUACUCUUUUUAACCAUCUCUUGUUAAUUCCUUCCCAGGGAUUGAUCAGACACUUCAGGCCUGUAAUGGAAAGUCGUAUCGCAGAAUACCAGCAGCAGCAGCAAGCCAGGGCUUAA
Xyrichtys novacula (pearly razorfish) is the source of this 2993-nucleotide messenger RNA. Lineage: Eukaryota; Metazoa; Chordata; Actinopteri; Labriformes; Labridae. The record is from the annotation of a GenBank genome assembly.